UGCGUUACGGCGGGGCCUGCAGCAGACCGAGCGUUUGGUUCUGUAGUGUCUCGGUUAGGCAUGGUUGCAGGAGGUGGCUGACAGCCGUUAGAAUGGUGUAAAGGAUCAAAUUCUGAUGGUGUUCUUUUAUUUCUGCGGUCUAGUCCUCGGCACACUUUGUCCUAAAUUAUCAUUUUCAUUUUACUCGGAUCCACAGAUGGCGGGUGAGAAGGCAGCUGCUGAGAAAAAGCCAGGCGAGAAGGCGGCUGGUGAGAAAAAGCCAGGCAAGAAGAAGACAAGUGAGAAGCCGCCAGCUGAGCAGAAAGGAAGCCAGAAGGAAGCUGGUGAGAAGAAAAAGAAGGUUAGGAAGCAUCAUGCCAGCCGUAACCCUGUCCUGGCCCGGGGUAUCGGGAGGUAUUCCCGCUCAGCCAUGUAUGCCAGGAAGGCUCUGUACAAGCGCAAGUAUACUGCUCCGGAAACAAAGAUAGAAAAGAAAAGGAAAGAAAAGCCACGCGCAACCAUCACCAAGCCGGUGGGUGGAGACAAGAAUGGAGGCACCCGUGUGGUUAAAAUCCGCAAAAUGCCCAGAUAUUACCCCACUGAGGAUGUUCCUCGCAAGCUUUUGAGUCACGGCAAAAAGCCCUUUUGCCAGCACAAGAGGCGGCUGCGGGCCUCUAUUACUCCAGGAACCGUUCUGAUCCUUCUGACCGGUCGUCACAGAGGCAAGCGUGUGGUCUUCUUGAAGCAGCUUGCUACUGGCCUUCUGCUUGUUACAGGACCUUUGGUUAUCAACCGUGUCCCUCUGCGUAGGGCCCAUCAGAAAUUUGUCAUCGCUACGUCUACGAAGGUUGAUAUCUCAGGAGUGAAAAUUCCCAAGCAUCUCACUGAUGCGUACUUUAAGAAGAAGAGGCUGCGUAAGCCCAAGCACCAGGAAGGCGAGAUCUUUGACACUGAAAAAGAAAAAUACGAGCUAACGGAGCAACGCAAGUCAGACCAGAAGGCGGUGGAUUCGCAGAUCCUCGCACGAAUCAAGAAGGUGCCUCAGCUCCGUGGGUACCUGCGUUCUACGUUCUGCCUCUCAAAUGGAGUCUAUCCUCACAAAUUGGUGUUCUAACUGGUCUGAAAGCACCACAUUAAAUCCGAAGGGAAAAAAAACAAGGA
This is a messenger RNA of Athene cunicularia (burrowing owl), 1140 nucleotides long. RefSeq names its product ribosomal protein L6 (gene RPL6). Bases 116 to 1093 code for a protein of 325 amino acids. Gene Ontology annotation, biological process: translation. The transcript has 6 exons. Gene Ontology annotation, molecular function: structural constituent of ribosome. Lineage: Eukaryota; Metazoa; Chordata; Aves; Strigiformes; Strigidae. The record is from RefSeq and is a predicted model, not a curated record. Gene Ontology annotation, cellular component: ribosome.